GGACGAGUUCUUCAGGGCAGACAAAAUCCUGUUUUCCACACAACUGAUGAGAUCUGAGAUCUGGUCUGUCUUGGGUUAAGUGAGGGCGAGAAAUCAUCUCCGAAAUGGCUCAAAUCAUUGAAUGUGUUCCGAACUUUUCCGAAGGCAAGGAUGAGAAGAUUAUUGAGGCUAUCGCCGAUGCGAUCCGGAAGGUGAGUGGUGUCAAGCUUCUGGAUGUCGAUCCUGGAGCGUCUACCAACCGUACUGUUUACACCUUUGUCGGAGGACCCGAUGCAGUCAUUGAAGGAGCCUUGGCUGGAGCCAAAGCGGCCUUCAAACUCAUUGACAUGACCAAGCACAAAGGGGAACAUCCAAGAAUGGGCGCUUUGGAUGUGUGUCCAUUUAUCCCCGUGGCAAAUUCCUCAGUUGAGGAAUGCAUUGAAGUUUCUAAGAGGUUUGGUGCGAGAUUGGCCGCCGAGGUGGGUGUGCCAGUAUAUUUGUAUGGAUAUGCCUCUUCCCAGGCUUACAGAAAAACUAUGCCACAAAUUCGUUCCGGUGAAUAUGAAGGGUUGGAAGAAAAGCUGAAGGAUCCUAAAUGGAAACCAAAUUUUGGAGAGGCUGUCUUUGUGCCUUCCUGGGGUGGAACUGUGACUGGAGUGCGAAAAUUCCUUAUUGCUUACAAUGUUAAUAUGGUUUGCACCAAGGAACAAGCGCAUAGAAUUGCCUUGAAUUUGAGGGAACAAGGCCGAGGCAAGGACAUGCCUGGAAGAUUGAAGGCUGUUCAAGGCAUUGGUUGGUGGCUGGCGGAGCACAACAUUGCUCAGAUAUCGCUCAACCUCACAGAUAUGGAUUUAACACCAAUGCACAUUGCAUAUGAAGAGGCCAAGAAAGAUGCCGAAGAACUGUGCCUCCCCGUGACUGGUUCUGAAGUAGUUGGCUUGGUGCCUCUUGAAGCCAUGCUUAAUGCAGCCGAUUACUACAUAGAAAAAGAGAAUCUUUAUGUUAUUGAGGAGGACCAAAAAGUUCAUUUGGCAAUCAACCGAUUAGGCCUCUCAACCUUAUCACCAUUUAAGCCCAAGGAGAGAAUCAUUGAGUACUGCUUGGAACAAGAUGAUGGACCAUUGGUAUCUCAAACUGUACGAAAUUUUAUCAAAGGUGUCGGAGACAGAACCACUGCUCCAGGGGGAGGAUCCGUCUCUGCUUUGGUUGGAGCUUUGGGUGCCGCUCUUGGUUCCAUGGUGGGCAAACUGUCUUACGGUAAACGUCAAUGGGAACAUUUGGAUGCCCCCAUGAGACGAAUCAUUCCGGAUCUUGACAAGACCUUUAGGAUGAUAACGGACAUGGUUGACGCGGAUACGUCAGCCUUCAAUGACUACUUGGCUGCCAUGAAGCUACCCAAGACAAGUGAAGAGGAGAUUGCCAAACGUGAGGAAGCGAUGGACGAAGGUCUUAAAAAGGCCAUUUCCGUUCCAUACAAUUUGGCAAAAACCAUCAACAAAAUCUGGGGCGUCUUGGUGGAACUGGCGGCGAUUGGGAACUUGAAUUGCAAAUCGGACCUUCAGGUCGGUGCCAGAUGCCUAGACACGGCUGUUUUUGGAGCCGUAUGUAAUGUUCGUAUCAACUUAUUGGACAUCAAGGACAGCGCCUACUUGAAAGAUAUGGAAAGUAAAGCUGAAAAAGCCCUGAUUGAGGCUUCUCUAGGCUACCAAGAAGUCAUCAACACCUUAGACCAAAGGGCUGCUACAGCUGCUUCUACCUCAUAAGAUGUGUUGGAAUUGUUCUCGUAAAAGCGAAGGAGACAAUCAGCUUUUUUUAUUUCGUGUUCCAACACAAUCAAAUAUAUUUGUUUGGAAAUAGCCUGA
Tigriopus californicus is the source of this 1841-nucleotide messenger RNA. Its product is annotated as formimidoyltransferase-cyclodeaminase-like. The record is from RefSeq and is a predicted model, not a curated record. Gene Ontology annotation, molecular function: folic acid binding; transferase activity. The coding region runs from base 105 to 1742 and encodes 545 amino acids. NCBI's taxonomy places the organism in Eukaryota, Metazoa, Arthropoda, Copepoda, Harpacticoida, Harpacticidae. The transcript has 8 exons.